AUGGAAGCUCUUAGCGGCGAAGAUGCAUCGGUAUCUUUGAUGAUUGAGCUCCAGCUCCAAGGGCUUCAAAACCUGAUCAGCUCUUCCAAAGGAAAACAGCGUGAAGGAGAGCAGCUUGAUUCCGAACUCGCUCUGGCUGCCUACAAAGCAGAGCUGGAAGGGUUCGGAGCUUUUUUCACGGAUCGGCGCAUGUGUAUGAGCAUUGCCCAAGCCGUUGUUGCCGAUGGCGAGCUCAUCUCCCGCCAACAGCAAGAAGAAGAGCAGGCAGCUCGAGAUCAUCAAAUGGCUUUGAAUCUUAAUCUGAACAGACAGACCCCAUCACACAGCUCGGCUGGCAAUUCCAAUGCUGACGUUGAACUGCUCAGCAAGUUGGGGGCCUUGUAUGUCUUUGAUCCCGACGACAGCGUGGCCGAUCAGCCGGAAUCGUCUUCAUGGGCCUCCAGUCGACGACCUCAUGCCCCCGGAGCGAAGAGCAUGGCCACGUGUGUCAGUUGCCGGGAGGAAUUUAGGUUGUAUGACAUUGCGCGCUGUCCAUGCUCCCACGAAUAUUGUCGUUCCUGUUUGGCAACCCUUUUUACUGCCUCUAUGAAGGACGAGUCGCUGUACCCACCUCGUUGUUGCCGCCAGGCGAUCCCACUUGAACCGAACCGACCGUUUCUACCGACCAGCCUCGUCGGGCAGUUUCUUGCCAAAAAGGUCGAGUUAGACGACACUAAGAGGACGUACUGCCACAUGCAGACCUGCUCUACCUACAUACCGGCCCAGUUCAUCAAGAAUGGCAUAGGGAGCUGCCCCCGCUGCCAUACUCGCACGUGCGUCAUCUGCAAAGGGGCCUCGCACCAAGGUGACUGCCCGGACGACCCAUCGGUACAGAAAGUCCUCCAACUUGCCGCUAAAAAGGGAUGGCAGCGAUGCUAUUCUUGCCGCAGACUUGUCGAGCUGGAACUAGGAUGUUUCCACAUGAGUGAGUGUCUCCCCAUCAUGGCUAUUUGA
This is a messenger RNA of Grosmannia clavigera kw1407, 993 nucleotides long. Its product is annotated as ibr finger domain containing protein. Bases 1 to 993 code for a protein of 330 amino acids. Gene Ontology annotation, molecular function: ubiquitin protein ligase activity; ubiquitin conjugating enzyme binding; zinc ion binding. The transcript has a single exon. Gene Ontology annotation, biological process: protein polyubiquitination; positive regulation of proteasomal ubiquitin-dependent protein catabolic process; ubiquitin-dependent protein catabolic process. The record is from RefSeq and is a predicted model, not a curated record. Gene Ontology annotation, cellular component: cytoplasm; ubiquitin ligase complex. Lineage: Eukaryota; Fungi; Ascomycota; Sordariomycetes; Ophiostomatales; Ophiostomataceae.